GUGAGACCCCGAAAUCCCCGCGGGUUCGGCCGCGAUGGCGUCGCCGGCCGUCAGCCCCGACUCGUCGUCCCACGAAGCCCUGUCCUCCGUCAACUCGGCCCCGGCGUGUUCGCCCACCUCCGACUCCGAGAACCUCAGCCCCGAUGAGCUGGAGCUGCUGGCGAAGCUGGAGGAGCAGAACAGGCUGCUGGAGGCCGACUCCAAGUCGAUGCGCUCCAUGAACGGCUCGCGGAGGAACAGCGGCUCCUCCCUGGUCUCCAGCUCCUCGGCCUCCUCCAACCUCAGCCACCUGGAGGAGGACACCUGGAUCCUGUGGGGCCGCAUCGUCAACGAGUGGGACGAGUGGCGGAAAAAGAAGGAGAAGCUGCUGAAGGAGCUCAUCCGCAAAGGGAUCCCCCACCACUUCCGUGCCAUCGUCUGGCAGCUGCUCUGCAGUGCCACCGACAUGCCCGUCAAGAACCAAUACUCGGAGCUGCUCAAGAUGUCCUCCCCCUGCGAGAAGCUCAUCCGCAGGGACAUCGCCCGCACCUACCCGGAGCACGAGUUCUUCAAGGGGCAGGACAGCCUGGGCCAGGAGGUGCUCUUCAACGUCAUGAAGGCCUAUUCGCUGGUGGACAGGGAGGUUGGAUACUGCCAGGGCAGCGCCUUCAUCGUGGGACUGCUGCUCAUGCAGAUGCCUGAGGAAGAGGCCUUCUGUGUGUUCGUGAGGCUGAUGCAGGAGUACCGCCUGCGGGAGCUCUUCAAACCCAGCAUGGCCGAGCUGGGGCUCUGCAUCUACCAGUUCGAGUACAUGUUGCAGGAGCAGCUGCCGGAGCUGAACAUCCACUUCCGCUCGCAGAGCUUCCUCACCUCCAUGUACGCCUCGUCCUGGUUCCUCACCCUCUUCCUCACCACCUUCCCCCUGCCCGUGGCCACGCGCGUCUUCGACAUCUUCAUGUACGAGGGACUGGAGAUCGUGUUCCGCGUGGGGAUGGCCUUGCUGCAGUUCAACCAGGCCGAGCUCGUCCAGCUGGACAUGGAGGGCAUGUCCCAGUACUUCCAGAAGGUGAUCCCGCACCAGUUUGACAGCUGCCCCGACAAGCUCAUCCUCAGGGCCUUCCAGGUCAAGUACAACCCCAAGAAGAUGAAGAGGCUGGAGAAGGAGUACGCCGCCAUCAAGAACAAAGAGAUGGAGGAGCAGAUCGAGAUCAAGGGCCAGGUGACGCGGGCGCAGGAAGCCGAGGAGAACUACAUCAUCAAGCGGGAGCUGGCGGUGGUGAAGCAGCGCUGCACCUCGGCCACCGAAAACCUCCAGCGGGCUCAGAGCACCAUCCGCCAGCUGCAGGACCAGCAGGGGAACCCGCGCUUCAGCGAGGAGUUUGUCACCCACCUGGAGACGGAGCUGGAGCAGUCGCGGCUGCGGGAGAGCGAGACCCUGGGAGCCCUGAAGGAGAUGCAGGACAAAGUGCUCGACAUGGAGAAGAGGAACAGCCUGCUGCCGGACGAGGACAACGUGGUGCGGCUGCAGGAGGAGCUGCAGGCGCUGGCGCUGCGCGAGGCCGAGGCCGUCAAGUCGCUGACGGAGCUGCAGCAGCAGGUGAAGGACCUCAGUGACAGCUGGCAGAGCAAGGAGGAGGUGAUGGCGGUGCGGCUGCGCGAGGCCGACAGCAUGGCAGCCCUGGCCGAGAUGCGGCAGCGCGUGGCGGAGCUGGAGAUCCAGAGGGAGGAGGGCAUGAUCCAGGGGCAGCUCAACCACUCGGACGCCGCCCAGUACAUCCGCCAGCUCAAGGACCACAUCGACGAGCUCAAGGCUGAGAUCCGGCUCCUCCGGGGGCCGCUGGCCUUCGGGGCAGUGGGGCUGGGGCCGCGCCUCGGGGACGAGGACUCGCUGGGUUCCUCGGACGAGGAGCUGCCGCCCUUUGCUCUGCCCCACGGGGACAUCGCGGACCUCGGGGACCUCGGGGACAUGGGGGACAGCAGCGACAGCGAGACCGAGGGGGCACCCACGGCGCCGUGACCCCGCGGGGGACGUCGGGGACGUUUUGGGGGGUGGGAUUGGGACGCCGGUGGCACCGCGACCCACGGGGACGUGGGGGAACUUUGGGGACAGCGGGGGACGUUGGGUCCCGCCACCCUUGUGGCACCCACGGGGCCACCCAGGGGACGCCGAGGACACGGAGGGGGAGCCAGGAGACAGCGAGGGAUGGGGGGGGGGGGCACCCAUGGCACCCAAGGGACCCCCUGGGACGCGUAGGGGACGCCAAGGGACGCCCAUGGGGCUUAGGGCACCCAGGGGACAGGAAGGGACAUCCACAGGUCCUGUGGCACCCAGGGGACACCUGGGGGACCCGUAGCACCCAGGGGACCCAGAGGGACACCCAUAGGCCCCAGGGGACGGGGGGGGGGGGACGUCCGUAAUCCACGUGGCACCCGAGGGACACCCAGGGGACCCCUCAGGGACACCCAUAGGCUCCCAAGGGACACCUGGGGGACCCUGCAGCACCCAGGGGACAGCGAGGGGACACCCAUAGGUUCCCAGGGGACACUAAGGGGCACCCGUGAGCCCCACGGCACCCAGGGGGCACCCAUGGGUCCCGGAGGACACUAAAGGACACCCAUGGGAACCACAGCACCCAUGGGACAUGAGGGGUCACCCGUAGGCCCCAGGGGACACUGAGGGGCACCCGUGGGUCCCGUGGCACCCAGGGGACAGUAAGGGACAUCCGUGGACCCCACAGCACCCGUGGGACAUCAAGGGACACCUAGAGGUCCCAGGGGGCACCCAUAGGUCCCAUGGCACCCAAGGGACACCCAUUGGUCCCAGGGGACGCUAAGGGGCACCCAUGGGUCCCAUGGCACCCAGGGGACAGUAAGGGACACGUAGAGGUCCCAGGGGGCACCCAUAGGUCCCAUGGCACCCAGGGGACAGUAAGGGACAUCUGUGGACCCCCCAGCACCCAGGGGACAUCA
Messenger RNA from Numida meleagris (helmeted guineafowl), 2949 nucleotides. RefSeq names its product ecotropic viral integration site 5 like (gene EVI5L). The record is from RefSeq and is a predicted model, not a curated record. NCBI's taxonomy places the organism in Eukaryota, Metazoa, Chordata, Aves, Galliformes, Numididae.